AUGUCAGUCAAGGCUCCCAUUGUUCCACUCGAUCAGCUAGAGCAAGUAUGGCGUGUGCUCAGAACUAAUGAGCACACUGGGUCGCUGCUACUAGCGAUCAUCGCCAUCGCUGUCAUCUAUGUUGGCUACAACAUACUCUAUGGAACGGACAUUCCGUAUAUCGAAGGAAUUCCAGAGAUACCUGGUGCGGUACCAAUUUUCGGCCAUCUUUUGAAACUUGGAGAGGAUCAUGCUACGACCUGCGAGAAAUGGUGGCGGCAGUACAAGCACUCGAUUUUCCAGAUAAAGCUGGGCAACACUCGCGCUGUGGUCGUGAACUCGUUUGAUGAUUGCAAACGGAUGCUGCUUGGCAACCAAAACGCCGUGAUCGACCGGCCGAAGCUCUACACAUUCCAUGGAGUUAUCAGCAGCACUCAAGGAUUCACCAUCGGCUCAUCACCUUGGGACGAGUCGUGCAAGAAGAAGCGCAAGGCAGCCGGUACUGCGCUUGGUCGCCCAGCGUUGAGGAACUACUACCCCAUGUUCGAUCUGGAAAGCUAUUGCGUGUUGAGAGACAUCAGCAAGGACAGUGGUAAUGGGCAGAUUGAGGUUGAUGUGCGGCCGUACAUCCAACGCUUCGCUCUCAAUACGACGCUCACCUUGUGUUACGGCAUCCGGAUGGAUGCUGUGUACGACGACCUACUCCGCGAGAUCCUGCAUGUAGGCUCGGCUAUAUCCUUGCUUCGAAGCGCAUCGGAGAACUAUCAGGACUAUGUUCCAGCUUUGAGAUAUUUCCCAAACAACGUGAAGAAUGCCCGUUCCAAGGAAUUGCGCGAUCGUCGGGAUGCGUACCUGGACUUGCUUCUGAACAAAGUGCGCGAGAUGAUCAAGAACGGCACAGACAAGCCUUGCAUUUCCGCAGCCAUUCUCAAGGACGAGGAAACGAAACUUACUGGAGUCGAGGUCUCGUCAAUAUGCUUGUCAUUGGUAUCCGGAGGGUUUGAGACCAUCCCAGGCACUCUGACCUCAUGCAUUGGCUCUCUGUGCACUCCAGAAGGUCAAAUAUGGCAAGACCGCGCAUACGAGGAUAUCAAGCGGCAUUAUCCUGAUAUGCGGGAUGCUUGGACAUCAUGCAUCAAGGAGGAGAAGAUCCCUUACAUCAACGCGAUCGUGAAGGAAGCUGGUCGCUACUACACAGUCAGCGCGAUGAGCUUGCCUCGGAAGACGGUGACGGAGGUCAACUGGGACGGAGCAGUCAUCCCCGCAGAAACAAUGAUUUUGAUCAACGCCCAGGCCGGGAAUCAUGAUCUCGAUCACUUUGGACCCGAUGGGGCGAAGUUCAACCCUGAAAGAUGGCUCAGCUCUCUUGAACCUCCAACAGAAGCGAAGAUCGAUGGCCUAGGUCAUCUGAGCUUCGGUACUGGUUCUCGAGCGUGCUCAGGCCAAUUUAUCGCUUCUCGACUCCUGUAUUCCGCGCUAGUCCGGCUCCUGGCAUCGUACAAGAUCGUUGCUAGCGAGGAAUUCCCUCCAAACACCGACUAUGUGGACUACAACCAGUUCAAAACAGCGCUGGUUGCGAUUCCCAGGGAAUUCAAGGUCAGGUUGAUUCCGAGAGAUUCAGCCAUGACAGCGGAGUGUAUGGACGCUGCCGAGUUGAGGACAAGGGAACAUUACAAGGAGUAA
This is a messenger RNA of Cyphellophora attinorum, 1662 nucleotides long. Its product is annotated as Phenylacetate 2-hydroxylase. The record is from RefSeq and is a predicted model, not a curated record. Lineage: Eukaryota; Fungi; Ascomycota; Eurotiomycetes; Chaetothyriales; Cyphellophoraceae. The transcript has 2 exons. Gene Ontology annotation, molecular function: oxidoreductase activity, acting on paired donors, with incorporation or reduction of molecular oxygen; iron ion binding; heme binding. The coding region runs from base 1 to 1662 and encodes 553 amino acids.